This is a messenger RNA of Ostertagia ostertagi, 399 nucleotides long. NCBI's taxonomy places the organism in Eukaryota, Metazoa, Nematoda, Chromadorea, Rhabditida, Trichostrongylidae. The record is from the annotation of a GenBank genome assembly.
AUGAAAUUCUCGUAUAAUCCAUCUACAAAGAAUGUAAGGAUACCGGGAGAAGAGAACAUUCGCUCUUCAUAUUUUCGAAACGAGACCGCGAGAUUCAGCAAUGGCGAGAUGUACUGCUCAGCCAUUGUGACAGUCAGCGGAUGGACUGGGAAUAGUGAAGUUUUCACCUACGACCCGAAGAUGCAAUACUACCUCUUCUUGGCCACAGGACAAGCAGUAUCUUCAGGUCUCACUCAACAUACGAGGACUGCUAUAUCGACUCCCCGGAAACUGUCCGACUACAGCGCUGAUGCAUCAGGAACGAGUGGUAUGAGCGCAACCGUCAAGCAGCGGCUCAUUAAAGCACAUGGUAUAUUUGGAGCUUUAAGAUUUUAUCACUUCAAUUAUUCAGAAGUAUGA